AUGCGCUUUAAGCACUACGGCCCAAAGGCGUUGGUGAUCGGUGUCCGUCCGAAGAUGCGUUACACUCCGGCAGCAUCAGUACCAGUUCCGUCGUGCUAAAACACCACAAACCGGGGGACGGAGGGGGAAUACAGUCGGUGUUUGCGGCUGUAGCGGCGCCGGUGCAUCUGGACGGGAGGAUGGGAGACCAGAAGGAGUCUCUGCGUAAGAUCACUCACACGCUGGCCGUGAAGAACGAGGAGAUCUCCAACUUCAUUUGCACUCUCAAACAGAGCCUGGAGAACUUGGAGGCGAACUCCAACCGGGUGCAGGAUGAUCUGCAGUCUGAAUUCGGCUCCCUACACGCUGCUCUGGAUGAGAUGAAGGAGAACAUGCUGACACGGAUCAAGCAGGAAAGAGCCAGCCGCACGUAUGAGCUGCAGAAUCAGCUGAGCGCCUGCUCCAAAGCCCUGGAGAGCUCAGAGGAGCUGCUGGAGCUGGCCAAUCAGACGCUGUGCUCCUCGGAGACGGACGGCUUCACCCAGGCGGCCAAAGACAUUAAGGAUAGCGUGACGAUGGCCCCGGCUUUCCGUCUCUCCCUGAAGGCGAAAGCCAGCGACAACAUGAGUCACCUGAUGGUGGACUUCAGCCAGGAGAGGGAGAUGCUGCAGGGGCUCAAGUUUCUCCCAGUUCCCGCCACUCCAGAGAUCCAGGUGUCAGAGUGCCAAGUGUGCGACAACACCGUCACCAUCGUCUGGACCCUACCGGAACCCGACAACAAGAUAGAGCACUACAUCCUGGAGCACCGCCGGACGAACCACGAGGGCCCGCCGCGUAUCAGAGAGGACUACCCCUGGAUGGUGGUGGAGGGGAUCCAGGAGACGGAGCACACGCUCACAGGCCUGCGCUUUGACACCCGCUUCAUGACGUUCAGAGUGAGAGCCUGCAACAAGGCCGUGGCCGGGGAGUUCUCCGAGCCGGUCACACUAGAAACCCACGCGUUCACCUUCAAGCUGGACUCCAGCUCGGCGCACCAGAACCUGAAGGUGGACGACCUGAGCGUGGAGUGGGACAGCAGCGGAGGAAAGGUGCAGGAAAUCCGCAAAGAGAAGAACAGAACCAACUCCCCUCUGCACUCGCCCGCCAGGUUUGUGUCGGCGCUGAUGUCCCCCAAGAGGGGGCCGACGGCGCGGCCGGGCAGGGACAGGUUCACCGCGGAGUCCUACACCGUGCUGGCCGACACCAUGAUCGACGCCGGCCAGCAGUACUGGGAGGUGAAGCUGGACAAGGAGAGCAAGGCGUUCGCCGUAGGCAUCGCUCUGCGGAGCCUGGGAAGGUUCGACCAGCUGGGGAAGAGCAGCGCUUCCUGGUGCAUCCACCUGAACAACUGGCUGCAGCAGAGCCUCACUGCCAAGCACAAUAACAAGGCCCGCACCCUCGACUGCCCCAUCCCCAACACUAUCGGCGUCUACGUCAACUACGACGAAGGUGUUGUGUCGUUUUACAACGCUAAAACCAAGCAGCUGAUGCACACUUUUAGAACAAAGUUCCAGCAGCCCGUCAUCCCAGCGUUCAUGGUGUGGAACGGGAGUUUCUCCGUGGUGACCGGCCUGCAGGUUCCCAGUGCGGUCCAGAGCGGCCAGAGGAAGAACAGCGGCACCAGCAGCUCCAACGCCAGCCUCACCUAGACGCCACCGGCUCCGGCCUCAGCUCCAUCCGGCUUCGGUCACCGCUGCAGGUCGAAUCCUCUGCACCGACUGCAGGCGGAGACGCACACAGCAGAACAGUUACACCACUUAUUCUCGGCCGUUUCUGCCUUGCAUGAUGGCGGAAGUUAGAUUUUUUUGUUUCUUUUUUUUAGGGGAGCAAACAGGCGAUCUGUUCCCCGAGUGACAGAAUCCGCUGGCUGGUUGCAACGCUUUGGCCCGAGUAUGAGUAGUUAAUGUCUCGCUGCACAUUCAUCCAGCUGCUACGGCGGCGAUUUUUAGCGCUGGCCGCUGCUGCUUCCUCUGAACGGUCAGCUGUGCCGUCGGCUGCAGCUUCACGGGUCAUGCUUCGUCCCUGUGCCUUCCUUCUCAGGCCAAACCAAACACGUGCAGCCCCCCCGGCCCCCCCUCUGUGUACCUGCUUGUUUUGUUUUUAAAGUCCCGCUCUGCGUCAGCUUCAGUAUGAGGAGGUUAUAACUUUGUUGACUCAUCAGUAAACCAGUCUGACCUAAACGACGUCCAGCACUUAAGCAUCUCAGCACUGAACUGGAUUAUUUAACUGUAUUGUGUCCAGAUAUUUGACUUCUUGCCAAGGGAUGCUACUCAAUGGUAUUUACAGUUACAAAUGAUAGUCAUCUGUUAUUUAAUGUAGGUCUCGAGCUUCCUGUUAAAACUUUCUGACGCUAACAUUAUAGCCGUGACACGUCCGUCCAUCUGACGUCCAUCUGCUCUGUUUCCAGUGGAGGGACCGUCCUAUGUGUGUAGCUCACUGUCAGUGGCUCAGCAGUAUUUAAUAGUAUGUAACUCCUCUCUUAUCUGUGAAAUCUGUGUGAAAAGCCUUUAAAAGAAUUUACCUCUCAAUGCAUUGUAACAAACUCACACUGAAAAGUCGUUGCUACAAUACAAGCCUUCAUUCCCAGGACAAAACUUCAACAUUUCACAGUGUUGGAGCGCACAGAGGGAGAUCGUUUUGCAGAUCAGGGGUCUGAAACUCAAGUAUUUGGGUUCCUGGGUUGUGCUUUGGCUUCAACUCGGUUUAAUUCAGGCUUUUGAUGCAAACAUAUCGCACAAGGGAGGGGCGCAGAGUUUGAAAGAUCAACCAAAGUCCCAGUGAGAGUCAAUUUUUCUGGCAGCGGCUGCUAGAAAUGUGAAAAUGUCCUGACGUUUCAAAGAUUUCAUCAUGCAAAGUAAGAGAAAGAGGCCUAAACAAAGCCAUAAGAUGCAGCUCCACAUAUUAUUUCAGUUUUUUCCUGAACUCAUCUGGAGUGUUGGUUUCUGAAAAAGUCUUAUCUUGUUCUCGUUGACCAAAAGCACCCGGGAAACAUUAACUUCACAUGUUUGUGAUGGUUUUUGGGCCAGAACAGUGCCAGUUGUUUUAAAAUGAGUCAUCGCUCCGGCUGUAGGUACAGACAAGAAGUUGUUCGCUUCCGGUUUAAAUAAAUGACGUGUUGAAGGGCGGCAAAGAGAAAUGGAAUAAUUAAAAUAACAUCUAACACUGUGAAAUGCUUCGAUUACAUUUCAUUUCUAGGAUUAGACAUUAAAUGCAACUGAAAAAUUAGCAUUAGAUUAAUCUUUUUCAAUGUACUGAAAAGGAAAGUUUUGACAUUUCAAUGUAAAAACAAGGUCCCAAAAUAAGAGAGUGACUUUGUUUCAAGGCUUUUCACGCAGAGGUUGCGAAUCAAAACGUGAUUCAGAACCUCGGGUCGGACACGUCUUCAGCUCUGCGCCGCCACAUCCAUGUUGUGCGUUUCGAAUGGUUGGUGUUCUAGUUCAUCUCUUCCUGGGUAAAUGUAGCCUGCUUUGCUUUACAGAAGUCAUUACACUUUAUUUCACAUGCUGACAACAUGUCACAAGUUAUUGUAAAUAGUUUAAUUUUUCCACUAUAGUGUAUCAGUAAUUGAGGUAAUAAAUGAGUGAGAA
Poecilia reticulata (guppy) is the source of this 3605-nucleotide messenger RNA. RefSeq names its product fibronectin type III and SPRY domain containing 1 (gene fsd1). Gene Ontology annotation, cellular component: microtubule. The record is from RefSeq and is a predicted model, not a curated record. Gene Ontology annotation, biological process: regulation of cell division; regulation of mitotic spindle organization. Gene Ontology annotation, molecular function: microtubule binding. NCBI's taxonomy places the organism in Eukaryota, Metazoa, Chordata, Actinopteri, Cyprinodontiformes, Poeciliidae.